This is a messenger RNA of Nestor notabilis (Kea), 2851 nucleotides long. It is a transcript of the gene PPP1R12A, whose product is annotated as protein phosphatase 1, regulatory subunit 12A. The annotation marks the transcript as partial. Gene Ontology annotation, molecular function: phosphatase regulator activity; protein kinase binding; enzyme inhibitor activity. NCBI's taxonomy places the organism in Eukaryota, Metazoa, Chordata, Aves, Psittaciformes, Psittacidae. The transcript is spliced from 24 exons. The record is from RefSeq and is a predicted model, not a curated record. Gene Ontology annotation, cellular component: cytoplasm; Z disc; A band. Gene Ontology annotation, biological process: signal transduction.
AUGGUGAAAUUUCUGGUGGAAAAUGGAGCAAAUAUUAAUCAACCAGAUAAUGAAGGCUGGAUACCUCUACAUGCAGCUGCUUCCUGUGGAUAUCUUGAUAUAGCAGAGUAUUUAAUUAGUCAAGGAGCACAUGUAGGAGCUGUAAAUAGUGAAGGAGACACUCCAUUAGAUAUUGCUGAAGAAGAGGCAAUGGAAGAGCUGCUUCAGAAUGAAGUAAAUAGACAAGGGGUUGAUAUAGAGGCAGCUCGAAAAGAAGAAGAACGAAUAAUGCUAAGAGAUGCAAGACAGUGGCUCAACAGUGGCCAUAUAAGUGAUGUCAGGCAUGCAAAAUCUGGUGGUACAGCACUUCAUGUAGCUGCUGCUAAGGGCUAUACAGAAGUCUUAAAGCUUUUAAUACAGGCUCGCUACGAUGUAAAUAUUAAAGAUUAUGAUGGCUGGACACCACUUCAUGCUGCUGCUCACUGGGGUAAAGAAGAAGCAUGUCGCAUUUUAGUGGAAAACCUUUGUGAUAUGGAGGCUGUCAACAAAGUGGGACAGACAGCAUUUGAUGUGGCAGAUGAAGAUAUUCUAGGAUAUUUAGAAGAAUUACAAAAGAAACAGAAUCUGCUUCAUAGUGAAAAACGGGAAAAGAAAUCUCCCCUAAUUGAAUCCACAGCCAACAUGGAUAAUAACCAGACACAGAAAACAUUCAAAAAUAAAGAGACACUGAUUAUGGAGCAAGAAAAGAAUGCAUCUAGCAUAGAGUCUCUGGAGCAAGAAAAAGCAGAUGAAGAAGAAGAGGGGAAGAAGGAUGAAUCCAGUUGUUCUAGUGAAGAGGAAGAGGAUGAUGACUCGGAAUCUGAAGCAGAGACAGAUAAGACCAAAACCUUGGCAGCUGUAACUAAUAAUGCAAAUACCACAAGUACACAAUCAGCAUCAGUAGCUGUGACAGCACCAUCAGUAGCUGGUGGCCAGGGGGCACCUACAUCACCUGUUAAGAAGUAUGAUUUCAUUCCUCCUAUCAUGCCUGUCGUGGAGUCAGUAGAUCCUGCAUCAUGGAGGCAGGGCUUGCGCAAAACUGGCAUUGUUCUUGUGCCCAAUAAGGGUGAAAAAUCUCUGUUUCCAACAUCUACAACCAAGGUUUCUCCCAAAGAAGAAGAGAGGAAAGAUGAAUCUCCUGCUUCGUGGAGGCUAGGUCUUAGAAAAACUGGUAGUUAUGGUGCACUUGCAGAGAUUACUGCUUCCAAAGAAGCUCAGAAAGAAAAGGACUCUGCAGGUGUUAUGCGUUCUGCUUCAAGUCCUAGACUUUCCUCUUCAUUGGACAACAAAGAAAAGGAGAAAGAUGGAAAAGGAGCUCGACUUGCAUAUGUUGCACCUACAAUACCAAGACGACUGGCCAGUACCUCUGACAUUGAUGAAAAAGAGAACAGGGACUUGUCUGCUAGCUCAAUACGUGGUGGCAGUUCCUACACCAGGAGAAAAUGGGAGGAAGAUGUCAAGAAAAACAGUUUGAAUGAAGGUCCUACAUCAUUAAACACAAGUUAUCAAAGAAGUGGCUCCUUUGGUAGAAGACAAGAUGAUUUGAUUAGUUCUAAUGUUCCAAGUACUGCAUCAACAGUUACCUCUUCUGCUGGUCUUCAGAAAACACUGCCUGCCAGCGCAAACACUACUACAAAGAGUACAACGGGUUCUACUUCAGCAGGUGUACAAAGCAGUACCUCAAAUCGUUUGUGGGCUGAGGAUAGUACUGAGAAAGAAAAGGACAGUGUUCCUACAGCAGUGACCGUUCCUGUUGCACCAUCUGUUGUAAAUGCUACAGCCACUACCACAGCCAUGACUACAGCUACUUCUGGCACUGUGUCCUCAACAUCAGAGGUCAGGGAGAGACGGAGAUCAUACCUCACUCCAGUACGGGAUGAAGAGUCAGAGUCCCAAAGAAAAGCUAGAUCCAGGCAAGCAAGACAGUCUAGAAGAUCUACACAGGGUGUAACACUGACAGAUCUUCAAGAAGCUGAAAAAACUAUAGGAAGAAGUCGUCCCACACGAACCAGAGAACAGGAAAAUGAAGAGAAAGAAAAAGAAGAGAAAGAAAAGCAAGACAAAGAAAAACAAGAAGAAAAGAAAGAAUCUGAAACUAAAGAUGAUGAUUAUAGACAAAGAUAUUCCCGAACUGUUGAAGAGCCAUAUCAUCGCUAUAGACCAACUUCAACUUCGUCAUCAUCAACCACCUCUUCGCUCUCCACCUCUACUAGCUCUCUUUCGACUUCAAGUCAACUAAACAGACCAAACAGCCUUAUAGGUAUAACUUCAGCCUAUUCUCGAAGUGGAACAAAGGAAAGUGAGAGAGAAGGGGGCAAAAAAGAGGAAGAAAAGGAAGAAGAUAAGUCACAGCCUAAGUCUAUAAGGGAAAGGAGGCGACCAAGAGAAAAACGACGAUCUACAGGAGUUUCUUUUUGGACUCAAGAUAGUGAAAAUGAACAGGAACACCAGUCUGAUUCAGAAGAAGGAACAAAUAAGAAAGAAACUCAGAGUGACAGCCUGUCAAGAUAUGAUAUGGGAUCCCUGAGCCUGUCUUCAGGUGAUCGUUACGAUUCAGCACAAGGGCGGUCAGUGUCACAGAGUUACCUCGAAGAUCGAAAACCAUACUGCAGUAGACUAGAAAAAGAAGAUAGCACUGAUUUUAAGAAGCUUUAUGAACAGAUUCUAGCUGAAAAUGAAAAACUGAAAGCACAGUUACAUGAUACCAACAUGGAACUUACAGAUCUUAAGCUACAGUUGGAGAAGACCACUCAGAGACAAGAAAGAUUUGCUGACAGAUCACUUUUGGAAAUGGAGAAAAGGGUGACCGGCAAGAGUCAGUAUCUACUGGGCG